This is a messenger RNA of Cyprinodon variegatus (sheepshead minnow), 2896 nucleotides long. RefSeq names its product polymerase (DNA directed), eta (gene polh). The record is from RefSeq and is a predicted model, not a curated record. Gene Ontology annotation, biological process: error-prone translesion synthesis; response to radiation. Gene Ontology annotation, cellular component: nucleus; replication fork; site of double-strand break. Gene Ontology annotation, molecular function: DNA-directed DNA polymerase activity; damaged DNA binding. The transcript is spliced from 10 exons. Lineage: Eukaryota; Metazoa; Chordata; Actinopteri; Cyprinodontiformes; Cyprinodontidae. The coding region runs from base 145 to 2274 and encodes 709 amino acids.
ACGAAGCGACAGGACCUACGCUGUUUGGGUGCCUUGUUUUCGUUUCAAUUACCAUCAAUUUGAUAGAGUUGUGAGCUGGACAGCUCAGCUAGCAGACCGGUAACUUUCUUUUAAGGGGACGGACCCCCCCCACCCAGGUUGUAGAUGGACUACGGGAAGGAGAGAGUGGUGGCGUUAGUCGACAUGGACUGUUUUUAUGUCCAGGUUGAACAGCGACUGAAUCCAGCUCUGAAGAACACACCUUGCGUGGUUGCUCAAUACAAGACGUGGAAGGGAGGCAGUAUCAUAGCUGUGAGCUAUGAGGCUAGGGCCCACGGUGUCACCAGGAACAUGUGGGUGGAUGAUGCCAAAAAGCUGUGCCCAGAUCUCCAGGUGGCCAGAGUGCGUGAGUCUCAUGGGAAGGCAGAUCUAACUCAUUACAGAGAAGCAAGUGUGGAGGUGAUCGAGGUGAUGUCUCGUUUUGCUGUGAUUGAGAGGGCCAGCAUUGAUGAGGCCUACAUGGACUUGACAGCAGCUGUCCAGGAGAGGAGGAAAAAAAUGACAGAUCAACAGAUUGACCCGUCCCUUCUCAGGACUACCUAUAUUCAAGGCUAUCCACAAAGUGACCUGGAACCAUUUAUGGGGGACGACUCCAACCAAGUUGAUGACCCUGUCUUGAAUAAAGAGCAGAGAAGAUCCAGAGGGGUUGAGCAGUGGUUGGCGUCCUUACCUGCUCCGUCCACAGGAGGGCAGAGCUCGGCAGAGCUGCAGCUAACCGUAGGUGCGCUCAUUGUUGAAGAAAUGAGAGCAGCUGUUGAGAAACACACAGGCUUCCGAUGCUCAGCAGGAAUAUCACACAACAAGGUUUUGGCUAAACUGGCCUGCGGUCUUAACAAACCUAACAGACAAACGGUUGUACCUUUGGACUCGGUGACUGAACUGUUUAGCACUCUGCCUAUCGAAAAGAUCCGUAACCUGGGGGGCAAGAUGGGUGCGUCAAUAAAAGAAGCUCUGGGAGUUGACAACAUGGGAGACCUCACUCAGUUUUCUCAAGCUCAGCUGGGGCAGCACUUUGGAGAAAAAACAGGCCAGUGGCUGUAUGACCUGUGUCGGGGGAUUGAGUUUGAAGCUGUGAAACCCAGACAGCUCCCUAAAUCCAUCGGCUGCAGUAAGAACUUCCCUGGAAAAACAUCACUUGCUACAAAAGAGCAGGUGCAGUAUUGGCUUCAUCAACUGGCCCUUGAGUUGGAGGAGAGACUGACCAAAGACAGAGAAGCUAACGGUCGAGUGGCAAAAUUAUUGACAGUAGGCGUACGUCAGCUUGGUGAUAAGAGGCCCAGCAGCUUCUCUCGAUGUUGCGCUUUGGUGCGCUAUGAGGCGACCAAAAUAUCCAGUGACAGCUUUGCCAUUAUCAAGAGUCUAAACACAGCAGGAAACCAUCAGGCUGCAUGGACGCCGCCUCUAACUUUGCUCCACAUCUCGGCUAGUAAAUUCAGCGAUGCUCCAUCCACUGGGGGGAUCGCUGGCUUUCUGUCCAGUGAUGUCAGCUCAACUCAGAGCCUGCUCUCUGCUACUCAGACCCCCUCUCAACCACAGGGGUCUUUGUGCAGUCAGCCUGGAACUAUACAGUCCUUCUUUCAAAAAGCCACUGGGAAGGAAAAACAAGCUAGAGAGGAUAAAGAAGAAGACAAUAACUGUGAAAGCUCAAAAGAGGGAUCUUCCCCUGAGAGUACUUUAAACCUCAAAAUCAUUUUGGAGAAACCCCGUUCUGGCAUAUCUUCAUUCUUUCAAAAGAAGAGCCUCGAAAGAAGCUUUAAAUCACCUGCCUUACCGCCAACGUCUGAAUCAGAACCUGAAAUCAUACCUUUAGACCACAAUAAAGACUUAGAAGCUGUCACAGAGUAUAAACCACAUCAGCUACAAUUUGACGAUGCAAGGAUGAAAACAGAGAAACCAGAAGAAAAUACCCAACCUACCAGCGUGCUUGAAGAAGAUCUUACAACUUGUGAACGUUGUCAUAAACAAGUACUAGUCUGGGAAAUGCCUGAACACAAUGAUUAUCACUUUGCCUUGGACCUUCAAAAUUCACUGUCUUCAUCCAGUAAUUCAGUAGCUUCCUCUUCCACCUCCUCCUCUUUGUCAGAUGCGUUGCUGACUCCUCUUAGAGCAGGAGUCUCAGCACAGUCUUCACGGGGCAAAACAAAAACCAGAGGCCAGUCAGGCCCUGCUCCAAAAAGACAGCGCUCCCAAGGACAAAGUACCGGCACUCUGGAUUCAUUUUUUAAAAAGAACUGAAGACAUAAAUGGACCAAAAUUAAUUAAAAAUAUUCAAGUAAUUGAGCUACAAAAUGCAUGUAUAAAGAACCAGUCCAGCAGAAUGACUCAUGCAUUAAAGGAAUAAGUUUGGAGUAAAGAAAUGAUUUAUUCUGGAUCAUGUUUUUAUUUUUGUAAAAAAUAAAAAAAUUUAAUUGCUUUUAAGAAAUCAUUUUGUCACAUAAGAGCAGUAGUGGGUUAAUUUAACUCAAAAGAGAUUGUUUUUCUUUUUUAAUGCAACUGAAAUUUAAAUUGAAAUGAGCCUGCUGAAGCAUUCAGACAACAGUGAAUAAGGCUGCUGUAGAAACAAAGCUAAUCAGGCCUAAACAGGGCUAGUUUUUAGUGAUAAGGGCUUCAAGUACAACCUGCUGUCAUGUCUUAUCCAUAACAAACUGGAAAACCUUAUCUGUCAUCACCAACUUUGUAAAAAAAAAAAACACAAGUCUAUGAAUGUUGUAAACCUAUAAGUAAAGUAAAAUAUGAAGACUUAACUAUAUAAAUUAGCCAAGUGAUUAGUUAUUUUUUGGAACAAAGAACCCUUUUUAACAAAGCAUUUAGCACCAGGGAAAGUAAUAAUACAUUUAAAGACCUAGAGAAGAUUCUU